Fulmarus glacialis (Northern fulmar) is the source of this 1050-nucleotide messenger RNA. RefSeq names its product polymerase (DNA directed), gamma 2, accessory subunit (gene POLG2). The record is from RefSeq and is a predicted model, not a curated record. The transcript is spliced from 8 exons. Gene Ontology annotation, biological process: mitochondrial DNA replication. Lineage: Eukaryota; Metazoa; Chordata; Aves; Procellariiformes; Procellariidae. The annotation marks the transcript as partial. Gene Ontology annotation, cellular component: mitochondrion; cytoplasm.
CACUCGGAGACGCUGCGCGAAGCCCUCCAGGGCAGGGGCUGUAGCCAGGAGCCGGGCGGUCCGUCUCUUGAAGAAGUGCUAGGGACCGCGGGGAUGCUUCGUGAGAGCCUGCUUCCCGGUGCUUUGGCGCAAUAUGCUAGCUGCUUAGAAUUGGUGAACAAAAGACUGCCUUGUGGCCUUGCUCAAAUUGGAGUGUGCUUUCACUCUAUUCCAGAAAGUGAACAACACAACAAAAACUUUAGAAGAAUAGGCGAAAGGACCACGUCUUUGCUUGCAUGGUUUAGCUCUCCCAGAACUGCAGGACAGUGGCUCGAUUACUGGUUACGCCAGAGACUCCAAUGGUGGAGAAAGUUUGCAGUAGGUCCAUCUAACUUCAGCAGCAGUGACUUUCAGGAUGAAGAAGGAGGAAGAGGAUUUAAUUUACAUUACAACUUUCCUUGGGGGACAGAAACAAUAGAAACAUUGAAGAACCUUGGUGAUACUGAACUGUUACAGAUGUAUCCAGGGGAUAGUUCAAAAUUACUUGGCCGAGAUGGAAGGAAGAAUGUUAUUCCUCAUGUUCUGUCUGUGAGUGGAAAUCUGGACCGAGGAGCAUUAGCAUAUCUCUUUGAUUCUCUACAGCUAGCUGAGAAUCCAUUAACAAAAAAGAAAAAUUCACAGAGAAAGGUACUUAAGCUUCAUCCUUGUUUAGCGCCUCUUAAAGUUGCCUUGGAUGUAGGAAAAGGUCCAACAACAGAGCUGAGACAGGUUUGUCAAGGAUUGUUCAAUGAACUGUCAGAAAAUAGCAUUUCUGUAUGGCCGGGUUAUCUUGAAACCGUGCAGGUAUCUCUGGAACAGCUUUAUACAAAGUACGAUGAGAUGAGUGUUCUCUUCACGGUCUUGAUAACUGAUGCCACUCUAGAGAAUGGAGUGGUCCAGCUGAGAAGCAGAGACACCACCAUGAAGGAAAUGAUGCACAUUUCUAGGUUGAAGGACUUUUUAACUAAGUAUGUAACAUCAGCCAAAAAUGUGUAAACCUAAAUUUGUUGAAUAAAAGGAAUUUCUUAAACA